Molecule: messenger RNA, 5355 nt
Organism: Sarcophilus harrisii (Tasmanian devil)
Lineage: Eukaryota; Metazoa; Chordata; Mammalia; Dasyuromorphia; Dasyuridae
Product: zinc finger protein 345-like
Exons: 5
Coding region: 272-2332 (686 amino acids)
Biological process (GO): regulation of transcription by RNA polymerase II
Molecular function (GO): RNA polymerase II cis-regulatory region sequence-specific DNA binding; DNA-binding transcription factor activity, RNA polymerase II-specific
Source: RefSeq, a predicted model, not a curated record
GGGGGGAGCAAUCUGAGCAUGCGCAGAAGCCGCUCUAGCCUCAGGACUACGUUUCCCAGAGGCCUCUGCAUGUCGCCAAGGCACCUCCUGAACCAGAGGGAGGAGAAAACAAACGAAAUUUCCGCUUCCUUUUUCCCUCCGCAACCUCUUCUUUCACGGUCUGUCCCGUUCCGCUCCUUCUCCGCCGCCGCCGGGGCUUACGACCCUGUGUCUUGAGCCGGGCUCUGUGCUCCGGCUUUUCCCACAGAGGAGGAGGGCCGACAAGGACGGAAUGGCCUCAGCGCUCCCCCUGGCCCGGCCCCACCAGGGGUCUGUGACUUUCCAGGACGUGGCCGUGGCCUUCUCCCGGGAGGAGUGGGGGCAGCUGGGCCCAGCCCAGAAGGAGUUGUACCGGGAGGUGAUGCUGGAGAACUACCAGAACUUGGUGGGCCUGGGGCUUGCUGUCUCCAGUGCCCAUGUGGUCUGUCAGCUGGAGCAAGGGGAAGGACCAUGGGUGCCCGAGGGAGACGCCCCAGGAAGCAGCCAUGCAGGUUGGGAGACCAAGUUUUCAGCUUCAAAAUUGGGCAUUGCUAUUAAAGAAUCAUCUCAGGAAAUACUAACAAGGGUUGAUAUAUGUGUCUCCAAUUUAGGAGAAGCCUGGAAACUUAAAGCCAAUUUAGAAACUCCUCAGAGCAAUAAAGAAAAGAAUAUUCAUAAAUAUGAUAGCUACGGAGAAGGUGAAUAUAAUGAAUGUGGGAAAUCCUUCACUUAUAAUUCAAACCUUAUGGAGUAUCAGACAAUUCAUAUUAGUAAAAAGCUUUAUGAAUGUCAUGAAUGUGGAAAGGUUUUCAGUCAGAAAGCAGAAAUUAGACAACAUCAGAGAAUUCAUACUGGAGAGAAACCUCAUGAAUGCAAUGAAUGUGGCAAGGCCUUUCGCCGUAGUUCACAGCUUACUGAACAUCAGAGAAUUCACACUGGAGAAAAACCAUAUGAGUGUAAUGAAUGUGGCAAAGCAUUCCGACAGAGAUCAAAACUUACUCGACAUCAGAGAAUUCAUACUGGAGAGAAAACUCAUGUUUGUAAUGAAUGCGGGAAGGCCUUCCACCAGAGCUCAGCACUUAUUCAACAUCAAACAGUUCACACUGGAGAGAAACCUUAUGAAUGUCAAGAAUGUGGGAAGGCUUUUAGCCUGAGCACACGAUUUAUUGUACAUCAGCGAAUUCAUACUGGAGAGAAACCUUAUGAAUGCCCUGAAUGUGGAAAAGCCUUUCACCAGAGAACAGGACUCACUGAACAUCAACGAAUUCAUACUGGAGAGAGAGCUUAUAGAUGUAACAAAUGUGGGAAGACCUUCUGCCAAAGAACAGGACUUACUCAACAUCAGAGAAUUCAUACAGGAGAAAAACCUUUUGAAUGCAAGGAAUGUGGGAAAGCCUUCUGCCAGAGAACAAGGCUUACUCAGCAUCAGAGAAUUCACACAGGAGAAAAACCUUUUGAAUGCAAGGAAUGUGGGAAAGCCUUCCGAGUAAGAACGCUGCUCACUCAACAUCAGAUUAUCCACACUGGAGAGAAACCUUUUGAAUGUAAGGAAUGUGGGAAAGCCUUUCGCCUGAGCACAGGGCUGAGUGAGCACCAGAGAAUUCACACUGGAGAGAAACCUUAUGAAUGUAAUGAGUGUGGAAAGGCUUUCCGCUGGAGUGCAGGACUUAGUCGACAUCAGACAAUUCAUACUGGAGAAAAACCUUUUGAAUGUAGUGAAUGUGGGAAGGCUUUCCGUCUGAGCACAGCAUUGACAGAACAUCAGAGAAUUCACACUGGAGAGAAACCUUUUGAAUGCAAUGAAUGUGGGAAAGCCUUUCGUCUGAGCAUAGGACUUACUGAGCAUCAGAGAAAUCACACAGGAGAGAAACCGUAUGAAUGCAGUGAAUGUGGGAAGGCCUUCAGUCAGAGUACACAGCUUAAUCGACAUCAGAGAAUUCAUACUGGAGAGAAACCUUAUGAAUGCAAUGAAUGUGGGAAAGCCUUUUGCCAAAGAGCAAACCUCAUGCAACACCAGACCGUUCACACUGGUGAGAAGCCUUAUGAAUGUAAUGAAUGUGGGAAAGCUUUUAGCCAAAGCACAGCCCUUACUGGACAUCUGAGAAUUCACACUGGGGAGAAACCUUACGAAUGCAAUGAAUGUGGGAAGGCCUUCCGUCUGAGAACAGGACUUACUGAACAUCAGCGAAUCCACACUGGACAGAAACCAUAUGAAUGCAAUGAAUGUGGAAAGGCUUUCCGACUGAGCAAACAGCUUACUCAGCAUUAUAGAAUUCACACAGGAGACAGGCUUUUAGAAGGUAGAGCUUUUUGAAAGAAACAAGUUUGAGGUUUUUGGCCAGAGUGCAUUCUUUUUGCAAAAAGUAGAAACUUUAACCCAAGGGAAAUCCUGUAGAUGAAUCAAAUUCCCAUCUAAUUUCAUACAACAUACAAAAUUUUAUACAACAGCUGUUCUAGACCUUUUCCUCUGUUCACUUUCACAUUUGUAACAGAUGGACUCACUAUGGAGAAUUUUGUUUCAAUAUGAAAGGAACUCAUUAUCCUUUCUCCUGAUAAUCAGAGGAAAAUUUGCCCCUCUUCCUUCCUGAUUACACUUUUGGGUCUAUCAUCCUAUUCAUCCUUAUUCCUUUCCAAUUUCAAAUCAUUUGCCAAGUCUUGAUUUUUAUCUCUAUGACAUGUCUAGCAUCUAAUCUUUUUUCUGCUCACAUAGCCACUCACUUAGUGUAUGUCCUUUUCAUUCUUCACCUGAACUAUUGCAAUACUUCCUAGUUAAACUCUCCAUUCCCAAUCCAUUCUCUACCCAGUUUUCAAAAUAAUCAUCCAGGGGCUUGGUCUUUGCUGUUUUCCCCCACUCAAGAAUCUUCAGUGACUUCCUUUUGAUUCCAAUGCAUACUACAAACUUCUCACCCAUUUGAAGCUUUUCCUGGGCUUCUCCUUUAACUUGUCUUUCUGGGUUAUUUCAUCUUGUUUCCCCUCAUUCAUUCUGAUGUCCAAAUGAAUUGUCCAGCUUUCUGCUCCCCGAACCUUUCAUUUCAUCUUCUGCCUUUACACCUUUCUGCUGGUCUAAAAUGUUCUCUCUUCCACCUUUUACAUCUUGAAAUUCCUAACUCCUUUUAAGGUUUAAUUUAAGUGUUAUCUCCUACAUAAUACCUUUACUUGGUCAUUUCAGAUAUUGUUGCUCCAUGACGCCUGCCCCCUUACCCAAUAAUUUAGUGAAUGGAUUUUGCAGUUAGUAAUCCAUGUAUAUUUCCAUUGAGGACGGUUUUGUUUCUGUCUUGUAAUCUUCUGUACUUAAUACAAUGUCUUACAUUUAAUUGGCACUUAAUAAAUCUUUAUUGAAUUAUUUGGUUUGAUAUCCCAUUUUCCAUUAUCAGUAAGUUGUUUAAAUAGGUCAUGCUAGAGUUUUAAAAAAUUAUAUCUUUUUCUCAUUUUUAUUUUUCUGGGUUAUAUUAAUUUUGACCUUUACUUAGUCCCUGGUCAGACUGUACAAAGACAUCUGAUUCAGGAAUAACUUCCACAUCAAUAACAGGUCAUUUUUUGUGUUAAAAUAAGGUUGUGACUUUUUUGUGAUUUUUCCAGAAAGACAAAAUUUGAGACUUAGAAGGGAUUCAAAGGCUCUAAAGGAAUCCCUGCUCUAAAAUACCUAAUAAGUGGUCUUCUAGCCUCAACUUGAAGACUUCCAAUGAGGGAACUCCAAGUUCAAGACAAUCCAUUUAAUUUUUUGUUUUGUUUUGUUUUGUUGUUUAAUUGUGUUUGACCCUUCAUGACUCCAUUUGGUGUUUUCUUGACAAAGAUAUUGGAAUGGUUUGCCAUUUCUUUCUCCAUUCCACUUUAGGAUGGCUCUAGUUGUCAGAAAAUUCUUCCUGACCUCAAAUAUAAAUUCUUCCUUCACAUCACAAUCCUUUAAAUACCUGAGCACAGCUAACAUGUCCUACCAAGUUUAUUUUUCUCCAAUUCAAUCCUCCCUAUUUCUUUCAGUCUUCAUAUGUUAUAAACUCAAUGCCCUUCACCAUUCUGAUUACCUUCUUAUGAACACCUAAGAUGAGCAUUAUUUCUUAAAUCAUAAUGUCCAGAACUGAACAAUUUUCCAGAUGAGCCCUAGCCAGGGAAUAGUACGAUGGGAUGAUUCCUGUUACUGGAAGUCCUAUGACCCUCUGAAUUUCAAGAUUUCACUAGCUUUUAGGGCUGCCACAUCACACUUCUGACUUAUAUUGAGUUCACAAUCCACUCAAAACCCCAACUGUUUUUCAAACUGUUAUUCAACCAUCCACCCCAUUUUGUACUUGUAAAGGUCAGAUGAUUGGAACCAAAGUUUUAAACUUUACAUUUACCAUUACUAGAUUGUAUUUUGUUAGAUUCAGCCAAAAGUUCCAACCUAUCAACAUCUUUUUGGAUCCUGGAUUUGUCAUCCAAUAAAUUAAUGAUCCCUAAUAGCUUUGUGUCAUCUGAAAAGUUGAUGAGCAUAUUGUCUAUGCCAUUAUUCAUAUCACUGAUAAAAAUGUUAACCUUGCAUCCAUAAAAUACAAAGAUACUUUUCAUGAACUAUAAAUAAUGAAGCAAAGUCUGAAUUUGUUCCAAACACAGAUAAUGAAUUUCAAAUCAGUGAAUUACAUUAACAGACCAUGAUUUGCCCUCAUCUAAUUGAAGAAGAGACUAUGAAGUUGACCAAAUUGAUAGUUUGAGAAAUUCAGCCAGAAUAGAACUAAUCUAAUCCCCAUAGAAUGUAAAAUAUAGCCUAUAAUAUAUUAGUCUCUUCCAUAUGUUUUAAUAGAAUUUAACUUCAUAAAGGCAAAUAAAUUAAUUGCCUCAUGAUUUAGAAUUGGAACUCUUAAGCUUACAGCAUAAAUAUUUUGGGACUUUCAUCAAUUAAAUACUUUUUAGGCUCAUGAUUGGACCUACUUAGAAUAUAAGAAUCUAGUUCCUUUCCACCCUUUCCUUGGGAUAUCUUUUCAGUUUAGUGCCCUGAUUAUAAUGAGCCCUCUACCUCUAGCUUCUUAAGAAAAACAUUUUUUCUCCUGUUUGAGUUUCCUCCUCUAACAAAUCUCGUCCUGCACACUGCUUGCUUCUCUUUAUCCUGUAUUUCCAGUGUCUUGAUUUAGUUUGCUUAACUCUACUUAUUUGUUUUGAGAGUGUGAUGACUGCAUAUUUUAAAAUCAGCCGGAGUCAGGAAUUCAGGUUAGGGGGAAAUUUUCAACCUUUUAUUCUCAGUAGAGAUGAAGAAGAAUUGGAGGUCGAAGGGGAUCAGAGGUAAAAAGGAACUGAAUCAAGAAGCCAGCCAGAACAGAAGCCACAUGAUCAGCAGCCACCAGAGCAGAACCCAGCCAGCAGUCUCUCUCU